This is a messenger RNA of Bacillus rossius redtenbacheri, 4421 nucleotides long. RefSeq lists its product as uncharacterized. Lineage: Eukaryota; Metazoa; Arthropoda; Insecta; Phasmatodea; Bacillidae. Bases 195 to 1025 code for a protein of 276 amino acids. The transcript has 6 exons. The record is from RefSeq and is a predicted model, not a curated record.
UCACUCGAGUGACGGCGGGGUUGGCGCGGGCUUCAGUCGAGGUCCGCGCGCGGAGCAGGGAGGACGUGUCCGAGGCGAGAUGUGUGAUACUCGGCGAAGUUUCACCGGCUGAGAUCGACAGUGAGAUCUCAGGUGCGAGCAGACUUGGUGCGCGCGGCCAGCCCAGCUCCAGGUCUCCACGUGUGAGCGGCCACAUGGCGGCCAUCGCGCGGCGCCUGCUCGCCGUCCUCCUGCUCGCCGGGGUUUCGUCCGCCACCAGCGGCGGCAUCUUCAGGGGCGUCGUGGACAUGGUGCUGCACCCCCGGGAGACCCUCGGCGCGGCGGUGCGGACGGCAGCUGCGGCGGCGGCGCGGGUGCCGGACGCGGUGCUGGCGCGCGGGCUGGACGGCUCCCGGGGGCUGCUGAGACGCGCGCACCCCCUGCUGGGGCUGCCGGCGCUCGACCCCUGCCUGCUGCGGCGCGUGGACGCCUCUCACCGCCUGCCCGGCGUGUCCGAGAUGAAGGGCCACCUGAGCGAUGUGACGGUGCGAGGGCUGUCGGCCUACCGCGUGAGGCGCCUCGCCGUCAACUGGGCCGACAGCACCGCCGACCUGGGGCUGUCCUUCCCGGAGAUCGACGUGGACGGCUCCUACUCCGUCAAGGGCACCUUCGCCGAGUUCCUGCCCGUCUUCGGCGAGGGUCCCUUCAGGGUGAACAUACGCGAUCUGGAACUCAACACUGUGGUGUGCUUGAGCUACCUCAACAAGACCUUGUCGGUGGACGCUUUGGACCUGGACUACAAGUUCAAGCACUUUGAGAGCAAGUUCGCGGGGCUGAUGGGCGGCGGACAGACGGGCGAGGCGGUGAACGAGGUGAUCAACGAGAAGGCGCCGCAGCUGCUGGUGGCGCUCUCCCCGGUGCUGAAGCCUCUCCUGGUGCGGCACAUCCUGGGCGGCGUCAACUCCCACCUGCGCAGGGUGGCGCUCAGCCGCGCCGACCUGCUGUCCUGGCUGCCGGCCGCGUGGCGGGGCGCCGACGUGCGGUGACCUGCCCGCGCCCCUGUCUCUCCUCCCCGUCAGGAACACUUCUGCGAUCCUCAACUCCUUUGGAAGAGAUCAGUGAUACCUACCUGCUGGGCAGGAAGACAGCAAUCCUCAACAACCUUUGGAAGAGAUCAGUGAUACUUAUCUGCUGGUUAGGAAGACUUAAGCGAUCCCUUUCUCCUGGUCAAGAAGACUUCAGUGCAUCUUGCCUCCUCGUCAAGAAGACUUCAGUGAUAUUUCCCUUUUUCUUCAGAAAAACUUCAGCAAUUCUCCUGAUCAGGACCACUUCAGUGAACCUUACCGCAUCGUCAGCAAGACUUCAGUGAUCCCUUUCUCCUCGUCAGGAACACUUAAGUGAUCCAUACCUCUUGGUCAGGAAGACUUAUGCAGUUCUUACCUCAUUGGUAGGAAGAUUUCGACAUUUCUUAAUUAUUUAUUAGGAAGAAACGAGUGUUCUUAUAUCCUGAUCGGACAGACUACCGGUACGAUUCCCCAGAAAAAAAAGUUGGUGAUUAUUAGUUCACGGUCAGAAAUACUUCAUGGUUUCUUACCUCCUGAUCAGGAUGACCACCGAAAUCCUUAUCUUCUGAUCAGAAAUACUACGAUUCUUACUUUAGAAUCAGGAAGACUCAAGUGUUAAUUGACUUCAGAUCAUAAUCUCAGCAAUUACGCCUACCUUUUGGUUAGGCAGACUAUCUGAAAGCCUGAUUAGAAAGACCACAAAAAUGUUCAUCUCCUGAUCAGAAAGACUAUUAGUGCGAUUUUUACAUCAUAAUCUAAGAGACUUUAGUGAUACUUACAACCUGUUCUUAAAUACUUCAAUUAUUAUUUCUUCUGUCAGAAGACCACAGGUAUUACUAUUUCCUGAUCAGGCCGACAAACAUUUUUGUCUUCUAAUCAUAAGCACUUUGGCGAAAGACUGGGGGCCAAGCUCGAGUUUGGUACUCAUUUACUGAACAUUCCGCGUGAAUACACGAAGCAAGAGAAUGACACAUUUUCAAAUUUGUAUGUUAUGUGUGAAUUACGGGGACGAUCAACACUGGACCAAGUCACUUUAUGCUCUGAGCCACCCGCAGUAUGAAUACAGACAAGCCUUCUUCAGAGGAUGAACCCCUAGGAUGAACCCCUAGGAAGAAUCCUAUAUCCAGUUACACUCAUCACUGACUCACUGACUCUGUAACGCCAAAGAUAUGUGUAUACCUUGGAGACUAGCGUACCAUGUAGCUCAAAUAUUAGCUUGCUCCAUAGAGAUGUGUAUAAAAUAGAAAAUUUAAGUGUAACAAUAUCGCAACAUUUUAAAUACAACUACAUAGGUGGAACACAUUUUGAUUGUUAUAUUCGUCAAUUUUCAAUGGGUGCCGUAGGUGCCUUGCGAAUAGCUAUGCUUAUAAUUACAAAAAUUGUUUAUGUCUCAGUAAGUUUCGUUAGCGAAAAACUGUGAAAAAUUUUUCCUUUUUUGGAAAUCCACAUUUGCGUCAUAUUAACUUAAUCCUUUAUUUUAGAAACAACAUAUGACAUGUCUUCUGACACUGUGUUAGGUGUUAUUUUGAAAAUAAGCUAUAAGCUUAUAUGAGUGGAUAUUAAUCACCUAUGGUUAAAUUAAAUUAAUGCAACCUAUAAAAAUUGGCAUAAUUUUAAUCAGAUUUUGUUACUUAAUUUCUAACUCUUUUUGAUAAUUUUGUAUUGACUGUGUACAAAAACAGGAGGGGAACAGGUAACUUUUUUUCUGAAACAAAAGAUGAUAAUGCAAAAAAUUUAUUUCAAAAUGUAGCUCUUGUUUCAGAAAUGUACAGAGCAGCCUUCUGAAAACCUGUAGGUAUAUUUUAGGGAAUUGCUGAUACUAAUAGUUAACAUACGCAAUGUAAAGGUACAAAAUAAAAGUAGAAACACAUAUUGUAGUAGAAUAAUGUAGGAAAGUCGUCGAAAAUCUGCGAGACAAGUGAUGUACAGCGAUCCUGGGGGCCUCAGCUGUACCUAGCAUUGCAAACAAUGUUGUUAGUACGAGAUUUAGAGGUUUAAUUUCACGUUAAUUGCUAUUAAAUGCGUGAAUGGGUUAUAAACAAAUGCAUUAGAGUGCGUGGAAUUUUUAUCUACAAUAGUUUUAAUUCUUUAAGGCUUCUGCUACAAUGUUUGGUGAAGUGUAGGCUUCCCGAAUUCCAGCUGACAAUCCAUAAAUGUGGCAAUGGAUAGAAGCCUGUUACAUACACAAAUUUGAAUUUCGUGUGUAUGAUUUAGCUCAUGCCACUAGGAUCACUGUAGUAUUGUCUCUUGUGUCUCGCAUAUGUUAACGUGCUUGAAUUUAUAUAUUGUCUUCUACAAUAUGUGCUAGAAACUACUAAGUGUCUUACUCCUGUCUUUUUUUGGACUCCCUAAGUAACAUGCUCGAAUUUACCAUUUCUUGUACAUAUACCCGAGUCACUACCAACUGUUUAUCGGCUACUUACACUAUUGUAUUUCACAGCUAGUUUUUUUCUCUCUUUGGACUAUGCUGUUCGUGGUUUAUUGUUGAUUCAGGAUCGAGCAGGCAUGCAGGUUUGUCAACAGAACUGUUUACCAAACGAACUUAUGAAUAUAUUCAGUUGCAACAUCUACGUCAUUUAAGUACACCCUGUGCCGAAUAAAUUAACACAAUUUGUAUUAACUUUUUAUUUAAGGUGAAUCAAAUGUGAAAUAAAUGACAUGGUAUCGCAAGGUUUUGUUAAAGAAAUUAAGGAAUUAUAUUUCCUUUAAACUAAUCAAUAAAUGUGUUUUUUUUUAUAAAUCUGUGAAAAUAAAAAUUGUGGUGGCGUAAUUAUGUUUGGUGAAGAAUAAGUUCUUAUCUGAGAAUGUAAAAUAUGUGUGACUUAAUUUUUUUUGCAUGUUAUUGUACAUGAAAGAUGAAAGUUAUUUUUUUCUCAAACAUUCAGAUGCGUUAUCUAGUCAUGCAUUCAGUUGGUGUUUUUGACUUAUAAUGUUGACUACAGAUCUGUUUUUAUAACUUUAUAGUUUGUUAAUGAAUGAUCAAUAAGAUGUAAAUUGUUAAGAGGCGUCUUUGUUGUUGAACAACAGGGAUGUAUAUAUACAUAUAUCUUAAAACUACACAAUAACAAUCAAACAAGAAAAUGACGCUAAAAAUGCUAAAAUAAAAAUAUUUUUAAACAUUCAAUAGAAAAUAAAACCUAAAAACUACUUUAAGAUUUAUGAUUUUUUUCUUGUUAAUUAUGUAUAUUAUUUAAAAUUUGUGGACAGUGUGUAAUAAUACCUGAAGUGCUACAAAUUAAUUAAGUCGUAGUCAUGCAAAGGUUCUUAAAAAAAAUCUUGUAGGCUGUAUUUUGUACUACAACCACCAGCGGUUUGUUUAUUGAAUUAAAUUUCCCUGAACAGGAAUUUUGUGUAUGAAAUAAAAAUAAUUGAACAAAA